This is a messenger RNA of Struthio camelus australis, 2983 nucleotides long. NCBI's taxonomy places the organism in Eukaryota, Metazoa, Chordata, Aves, Struthioniformes, Struthionidae. The record is from RefSeq and is a predicted model, not a curated record.
UGAGCUCGGCCUCGUAGAGGGAGGAAGCCGCCAGGGAGGGCGGCGGAGCCAGGCCCAAAGCUCGCCCCGACACCGAGCCUUCGGCCUCGCCACGCUGCCGAGUAAGCAGUCUGCGGGCCUCUCGUCGAGCAGCGCGCCCCAGCAGAUUAAAAAAAAAAGAAGGGAGAGAGGAAACAACAACAGCGAAACUCCCCCCCCUCCACCCCCGGCAUCGUCAACAGGGCUGCGAAGUGACGAAACAGCCCUUUUCCCUGAAGAGGCGUCAAAGGUAAAGGUAAAAAGUAGCGAUAAAAGGAGGAGUUCAAGCCUUCGAGCCCAGCAGGCUCCGAUCUGCACCACCUGCCAGUCGACUGUUUCCUAAGCAGAGACCAGUGACGCUGCAGAGGGAGUCCUGCUGCUGGAGCAGCCUGCGGCACUCCCCUGCAAGCUGCCCAGACGCCAGCUGAAGCCGCCUACCUGGUCACCUCUGAGCAAAGGAGGCCACAGAAGAAAAACCGGCAAGGGCAGUGCCACGGCGAGCAGCAGGUGGAAAAAUCCAGACCGAGUCAAAGUGAGAAAGAAGCAGCCUUUGUUCUGUUUGUGUAACCUCCAGGUGGGAGAGAAACGGAUGCUGGGGAAAGAAUUCGGAGCCACGGAGAUCCUCAGAGACUGAUAGGGAGAGAAUUGGAAAAACAAGUUGGCAGGGAUUUAAAAGGCAGGGAUUUUCAAACGCUGUCUGUAGGAACAUCUUUGUUGCCCAGGUUUGGGCUGGAUUUUCAGCAAAAUAACUCUCAUGGAGAGAUUUAGGAUGCAACUACUCCUGGACAGACGCAGAGCGUUUCUGACACUCUGAUCUGGAUACAGAGCCCCUGCCCACUCCUAGGAAGGGCUUCAACUCUUUUUUUCCCUGCCUCCUGGAGAGGAGCAGGAGGGAGCAGCACCCUCGAGCAAGCCUGCCAGGGGGAGUGUGACAGGAUUGCAGCCAGAGGCCCUUGCACCUCUGGAUGUUCUGAGCAGGUGUGAUGGAGCCCCAGCAGCCUGUCCCUAUGAAGGGGGAAGGCAUCAGUGGUGAAAGGACUGACUCCGAAAUCUGCCGGGCCCCUCAGGGUUUAGAGGAAGUUGUUGAGGGGGAAGAAUUACCAGCUGCUGGCCAGGAAAGCCAAGAGCCCGAUGGGCAGGACCAGACCACGUGCUGUGGGGAGAAAGAAGUGCCUCCCAGCCCAAGGCAGGAGGAGCUGCACUGCACCUUGGACCUUCUCUCCAUGGGUGAUGCUGAGCGGCCGGAGAUCGAGGAGGUGGGAGAAGAGAGCAAGGUCACCCAAGAGACCCAUGCAGCCGCAGCAGAAGUCAACCGAGCCACCAGAGGGGCCUCGCUGCCCGACGCCUCUGUGCCCAGCCUGGGUGCAGGGGCUGCGGAGCCAGUGGAUGAGCCCACCAAGACCUGGUCUCCAAGCCGGGAGCGGGAGCCCGAGCCGGACUUCUACUGCGUCAAGUGGAUUACGUGGAAAGGCGAGCGGACACCCAUCAUCACGCAGAGUGAGAAUGGGCCCUGCCCGCUCCUGGCCAUCAUGAACAUCCUCUUCUUGCAGUGGAAGGUGAAGCUGCCCCCGCAGAAGGAGGUGAUCACGUCGGAUGAGCUGAUGGCGCAUUUGGGGGACUGCAUCUUAUCCAUCAAACCCCAAGAGAAAUCGGAAGGGCUGCAGCUAAACUUCCAGCAGAACGUCAACGACACCAUGAUGGUCCUCCCCAAGCUCUCAACAGGGCUGGACGUUAACGUGCGCUUCACGGGUGUCUCGGACUUCGAGUACACGCCUGAGUGCAUCGUCUUUGACCUCCUCAAUGUCCCACUCUACCAUGGCUGGCUGGUGGACCCGCAGAGCCCUGAGGUGGUGCAGGCUGUGGGCAAGCUCAGCUACAACCAGCUGGUGGAGAAGAUCAUCACCUGCAAACACUCGAGUGACUCCAACCAGGUGACUGAAGGCCUGAUCGCGGAGCAGUUCCUAGAGUCCACGGCCUCGCAGUUGACGUACCAUGGGCUGUGCGAGCUCACAGCCGCUGUGAAGGAAGAGGAGCUGAGUGUCUUCUUCCGCAACAACCACUUUAGCACCAUGAUAAAGCACAAGGGCCACCUCUACCUGCUGGUGACAGACCAGGGCUUCCUGCAGGAGGAGGGGGUGGUGUGGGAGAGCCUCCACAACGUGGAUGGCGAUAGCUGCUUCUGCGACACCGACUUUCAUCUCAGCCAUGCCCUGGGCAAAGAGGCGGCCAGUGCGUCCUCCCCAGAGCACCACCUGCAGCAGAGACAAGUGGACCAGGACUACAUGAUCGCCCUGUCCCUGCAGCAGCAACAGGGACAGGGCCCCUCGGCACUCAGCGACCUCGAACUCGCUCGCCAGCUGCAGCAGGAGGAAUAUCAGCAGCAGCAGCAGCGGCCGGCCCCGGCCCCUGCACAGGGCCGUGCGCAGCCGGGCGCCCGAACAGCUGGAGAGCGGAGGCAGAGGCAGAAGCAGGACUCAGACUGUGUGCUCCUGUAGAGCACCCCAGCCCCACGCCCCGUAAGGACUCCUCCACACACGGCACCCCUGGGUACCCUGCUGCGUGUCCCCCUCCCUGGGUUAGCCCCAUCUGCCCCCCCAGCCCUGGCUGCUGAGCUGCAGCGGGGAGUUACGGCCCAGGCCGGGGGGCGCUCGCAGGGGUCCCUGAGGAGCAGAGACCCCCUGUGCUGUGCCUCUCUGCACUCCUGCCCCACUUGGGCCUCCGAGGAGACCCCAGCCCCACGGGGGGCCUUGGGGACAGGGUGGAGCACGGCUAGGGAGGGACAAGACAGUGAAUUGUCAACCCCCACCCACCUCCGGGAUCCCCGAACCUUUCCAGUGGCCUUAAAACAGGGGCUAAAAACCCCAAGGGCAAGGAGUGUCCCCUGAGCCCUCCUGUCCUUCCAGAGCGACAGGGACCCACCUGCUCUCAGACACGGGACACACCCCCCCCCCCGAGACCCCCACAC